AUGAGGUUCCAAUGCUGCUGCCCGCUGCUGCUGCUGCUGCUGCUGCUUCAUUGUUAUGACUGGAUGACGGGUGCUGUGUGUGGCAUAAGUCCUUAUAUAAGGCAUUAUGAGGGACUGUCCUAUGAUCGGGAGGACCUCCACAGGAGACAGCUGAGGUCCAAGAGAGAAGCACAUCCACAGGACCACACACUGCAGCUCAUCUUCACAGCUUUCUGCAGAAAAUUUCGGCUGCGCCUGAGGCGAGAUACCACGGGGUUAUCGGAUCAUUUCACGGUGGUCGGUGAAAAUGCCUCUACAGUAGCCGACCUGUCUCAUCUGUACUCAGGAGAGCUAGAGGGAGAACAGGAUUCAUCAUGCCAUGGCUCAGUGUUACAGGGCCAGUUUGAGGGCUCCAUCCACACAGACAAUGGGACAUAUUACGUAGAGCCAGUCGACAGAUACACCAGCGGGCAGACAGAUCACCACUCUAUAAUCUACCACGAAGAUGACAUGGUCCUUCCCUCUAUGGAAACCAGACUUGGUAGAUUCUGUGGUGAAGACCGUCUACAGCUGCUCACCCAGAAUCUUUUACCCAAUAAAGUAGGACAUCAUGUUCCUGCAUACUGUGACCCCCUCAAACAUCAUCCACAGGUGGCACCAGCGAGCCGGUCAAAGAGAACCAUCGACAAAUCAAAGACCAGUUGCUUUCUCCAUCUCCAUGCUGACCACCUCUACUUCAGCAAGUUCAGAUCUGUUGAGGCUGUCGUGGCUCAGGUGGCCUCUUACAUGCGAGCUGUGAAUGACAUCUAUGACAAAGUGGACUUUAAUGGAAUCAAGCUGAUCAACUUCCAAGUAAAAUCCCUCAGUGUGAUUACUGAGGAGAAUAAGAAGGACCCUUUGCAUCAUCCAUUCAUAGGGCCAGAGAAGCUACUGAGUCUAUUCUCAGAGAACAACUGGGGGAACUACUGUCUGUCCUACCUGCUCACCAACAGAGACUACAGCGGGGUGUUGGGGCUCGCCUGGGAGGGCAAGUCUGGUAACUGGGGAGGCAUUUGUUCUCGGCACACAACCCUACGUGGCGGACGUCACUCCAGCCUGAAUACAGGCCUGGUCACCCUUCAGAACUAUGGACAGUACCUGCCAUCCCGACACGUCCAGCUGACUCUGGCCCAUGAACUGGGCCACAGCCUCGGAUCACCGCACGAUGAGGGCUCCAACUGUGGCGACCUUGGUUCUAGCGGAGGCAAAGGCAGGUACCUGAUGUACCCUCAUGCCACUGAUGAGGUCCGGGAGAAUAACGAUAAGUUCUCCCCCUGCAGCAUUGAUCACAUCAGCAAGCUGCUCAGCCUGAAGAAAGACGACUGCUUUGUGGUCAGUGAUCAGCCUAUCUGUGGGAACCAGAUUGUAGAGGAAGGUGAGGAGUGUGACGUUGGUCAUAAUGACUCAGACCUCUGCUGCUACAGUGCUACAGAACCAGUGGGCACCCAGUGUCAUUUGAAGCCCGGUAAAGUCUGCAGUCCCAGUCAGGGCCUGUGCUGUGGCCAGGGCUGUGAGUUUAAGCUGGUCGGGGAGAGCUGUGGUGAGGAGACGGACUGUCAGAGGCAAAGUGUGUGUUCAGGCAUAUCACCAUUCUGCCCUGAGCCCGGCCCAAAGGAGAACCUCACCAUCUGCAGUCUGGGGACACGUGUCUGCAUCAACGGGCACUGUGCUGAAUCUCUGUGUGUGAAGCAUGGCCUGCAGCAGUGUGACUGUCCAGGAGAUUCUAUGAAGGAGAAAUGUCACAUGUGCUGCCAGCAGCCCGAUAAGCCUGAGACAUGUGCCAGUACCACGUCGUCCGUCCUCUCCCAAAACUUCCAGAGGAGGCGCGUGGCCCUGGUGGCUGGGGCGCCAUGCUCAACAAACAGGGGGUACUGUGAUAAAUUCAACCUGUGUCGCCUGCUUGAUGCAGACGGACCCAUUGCAAGGCUGAAAAACUCCUACCUUAACCUGGAUGACUUUGAGGACCUGGCAGAGUGGAUGAAGGCUUACUGGUGGGCUAUUCUCCUGGCUAUCCUGACUCUGUCUGCAGUGAUGGGCUGUACUGUCUGCCUCUUUGGUCGAACCCUGGACAUGAGCAACUUGGACUGA
Molecule: messenger RNA, 2106 nt
Organism: Lampris incognitus (smalleye Pacific opah)
Lineage: Eukaryota; Metazoa; Chordata; Actinopteri; Lampriformes; Lampridae
Product: disintegrin and metalloproteinase domain-containing protein 10
Exons: 15
Coding region: 1-2106 (701 amino acids)
Biological process (GO): Notch signaling pathway; membrane protein ectodomain proteolysis
Cellular component (GO): plasma membrane
Molecular function (GO): metalloendopeptidase activity
Source: RefSeq, a predicted model, not a curated record